Gambusia affinis (western mosquitofish) is the source of this 4329-nucleotide messenger RNA. It is a transcript of the gene etfbkmt, whose product is annotated as electron transfer flavoprotein subunit beta lysine methyltransferase. The record is from RefSeq and is a predicted model, not a curated record. Gene Ontology annotation, biological process: peptidyl-lysine trimethylation. NCBI's taxonomy places the organism in Eukaryota, Metazoa, Chordata, Actinopteri, Cyprinodontiformes, Poeciliidae. The transcript has 3 exons. Gene Ontology annotation, cellular component: mitochondrial matrix. Gene Ontology annotation, molecular function: protein-lysine N-methyltransferase activity. Bases 53 to 853 code for a protein of 266 amino acids.
UGGGGGCUGCUGGAACGGCUGCUCAAGAAAGAGAAACAUUUGACUCUUAGCUAUGUGGCUUUUUCCAUCAACAACGCCUUGGUGUGGAUUUCUAUCGGCACCUAAAUGUUACCGACGUGUUAAAGGAUUUUUAAAGCCUUAUGCACAAACAAGCAGCCGGAGACGCGCCUCAGAAACCUGUCUUUCAUACGAGGACAUCAGAAGUUUUAUAUCAGAGAACACGGAGGUAGUCGCGGGAGGGAGCCUGACGCCUGAGAUAAAGCUGAGAUUGUUUACUCCCAACUGCAGGUUCUGGAGAGAACGACCAGAACUCUGGCCUUUCAGCGACCCGUACUGGGCAAUUUAUUGGCCAGGAGGACAGGCGCUGUCAAGGUACAUCCUGGACAACCCUGAUGUUUGUCGGGAUGGAUCCGUGCUGGAUCUGGGGAGCGGCUGUGGAGCCUCAUCCAUCGCUGCUAAACUCUGUGGUGCUGUUCAUGUGGUGGCCAAUGAUAUCGACCCCGUUGCAGCUGUUGUGACCAAGUUGAAUUGUGAACUGAACAAAGUGGAGCCACCAGAUUGCGUGACAGACGACAUAAUUGGUUCGGAUCGGGCCGGCUUUGACUUGAUCCUCCUGGGCGACAUGUUCUAUGACGAAACGCUCUCGGACGGCCUUCAUAAAUGGCUGGACCGCUGCAUCAAAAGCCAUGGCUCCAAAGUCCUAAUUGGGGAUCCUGGGAGAGCCCAUUUUGAGGGACAUGACAUCCGGAAGCUCCUGCAUCAUGUAGCCCAGUUUGAGUUGCCUGAGAGUGUUAGGCAGGAGAACUACGGCCUCACAUCCAGCCAUGUUUGGUGCUAUCAUAGCAAGCUCUGAGUGUCGAAACGGUUUCUGUUUGACUGAAAAACUUAUUUAUUUGACACUCAUUUGGAUACCUCUACAUUUUUGCAACGGUGUGUCACAAAUGUGAGGAAAAGGGGAAUCAAGAUGUUUACAAAAGAUCUUGUAAACAUCUGCAAACUGGAAACAACUCUGAAAUGUUCAUGCUAAAUGGUAAAAUAGCCUGCACUUGUAUAGCACUUUAUCUAGUCCAGAGGAUCCCAAAGCACUUCACACACAUUUUCACACACUGAUGGUGGCAAGGUCUGUUUGGUCUGACAGAACCACCACUGGGCCCUCUGAUCACCACCAGGGGACAAUGUGGGUGAAGUGUCUUGCCCAAGGACACAACGACAGAAGUGGACGGAGCAGGACUCGGACAGGCAACUCACUUAUUGCAAGACGAGCUCCUACCAACUUUGUGUUGGGACAUAAUUAUGCAUGUCAGGUUCAAACAACCUAAAACAUUUUAACACCACGCAAAAAGGAGAAAGACAAGAGAGUUUUAGCUUUACUUGCUGCAAGGAGAACGGACAGGAGCCUGCCUCAGUUACAAUCUCCCACUCGCUCUGAAGCACGUUCUUCCAUACCCUCUCUUUUUAUUUUCUUAGGGGCAGUCCCUAGUUACAUAGCUUAUUUGGUUAGCUUGAGUUAAUCACAUAGCAUUGUUAUUUCUUCUGUUAUCUUGAGCUAAUUAUGUAGCGUUGCUACUUCUUCUGUUCUUUUUAAUUGAAUCACAGGCGUGUCGCACCUACAGGCUGACGUAGUGCAGAGUGCUGCUCCUGUUUGCUUCCUUCUGUAGCUACAAUGCAGAAACUAAUGAAAUCACAUAACAAUGUGAUUUUGUUGUGCAAUGUUGUUGCACAACAAAACAGCUUCACACAACACAGCAAAUAUAAGAUAACACAUACUAAAUAUUUCUAACAAUGCAGUUCAAGUCACAUCGACACCUGGACUUGUUUUUGUUACCACAUAUCUGGAACAAAGUUUCAGAAAACUGCAAAACAGAUGAAACUUCCAAAAUCAAGGCUAAAACCCCUCUUUUUUUAGAGCAACCUUAAUGUGUCCUUUCCUCUUUUUAUUUUAUUUUGAUAGAAACUGUGGAGUACUCACUUUUAACCCAGAAAAGGAAUUAGAACAAACUUGGAAUCCAGAGACUGUUAGUCACUCUUUAGCUUAUUUUUUAGAAACUGUAGAGUACUCAGCAUUUAGACCAAUAUUAUACAUCUUAGAUUAAUUUUUAGGUUAUUAUGCAGAGAGACUCUUAUUAUUGCAACUCAGAAAAGGAAUUAGAACAAACUUAGAAUCCAAAAAAAAAAUAAAAAAUUCUUCCAGAACAGGAACAAUUAGUUUUUAUUUUUACUUAAAAACUGCGGAGAACUCCAGAGAAUACUUAUACUUACUAUGGAGGAAAUACACAAGACUCGGAAUUCCUUCUGCUCAUAGUCAAAUGGGAAGAGAUUUUAAUGCACAUCUGUGGAACCAAAACCUCACAUUCACAUCGUUACAGAAAUCCAAAAUCUCUUGUCUUGAGCUCUGGCCCGGUUCCUUUGCUGGUGAGCAGGGGAAGGAAUGGUUGCCAGAACUUUCUGCACAACAGCUUAAACUAACAACUUUCCUCUCUUUAGUGAUUCUUAUUCCACAUCUCUCCAAAUCUGAAUUCCUUCCUGACUUCUAGGUCAGAUUGACCCAGUCCAUUUGACACAAUACAUUUCUUUUAGGUAAAAAAAAAAAAAAAAAAGUACACUACAUUUUACAGUAAGUAUCUGUACUUUCUACUUACUACAUUUCUACAAAACCGUCCCGUUACUCGUUACAUCCAAGUCGCAUUGCGCUUUUUUUCCCAUUAAAAUAUGAAGUUCAGGGACUUAACAAGGCGCUGUAAAUCCAAGCAAUAACGUGACCUACUAAUUACUGUCGUCACCCAUCGCCUCCUCCUUUCAGUCGCACGCGUCAUUGCUUUAAGAAAAAAAAAAAAAGAAAUAAUUAAUACAAUGUUGCAGGGAAAUAUGUUUAAUCUGAAUAGUUAAAUGAAGUUUAGAUGACACCCCCAGGCCCUCAUUGACUGAGCUUUAUCCAAAAGGAUUGGUCUGUAGGAUACUUAUGUUUAUAAGAAGAUACCUCUUUGCUGUGUCUUUGUAUGCAAGGAAUCCCAUGCACUCUUGUGAGAAAGUGCAGCUGCUGAGAGGAGUACAGGAAAGCUAUGUGUGAGAGAGAUGGGGGAUGGGAAUGGGUCUGAAAAAUGAGCCGGUAUUUAGACAAACUGCUCUGAAAAUUUGUAUCUGAAACAGCCUUCACCCUAUCAGGUCGGGACACAUGUUGCAUUCCACAGGUUUCCCUCCUGAGUGGGUGGAUGGUAACUCGACUGAAGCGAGGAAGCUUGCAGGAAAAUAGGAAACGGUCAGCAGAUGGUCACUGGCAAAGUUAAAGGCUCUUGUGGAACAAUUGUGCUGACUGGAUGGAGAAACUAAGAUCAUGUUUCUCUAUGCAGCAAAGAGGAGUUUUCACAAACCAGAGAUGAAUUUGCCCAAGAAAUAUUCAAUGAAAUAAGCAUGACAUCAAGAACUGACCAAUGAAGCACAUCUGUAGGAGAAGAAAUAAUAAAAGAAGUGGAAAGGAAGGAAGAAUAGUUGUUUCCUUGAAGCAAACAUGAUCAGAGGCAAAGAACGCUGCAGAUGUAGAAAGAAAUCUGGGACAACGGGCAGACUGCAGGCUGCCUUCCAAAGGGAGUCAACAUGUGCGCCUUCAGAUUGGGUAUCUCUCAUCAACCAUAACUAUAGUUACCUAUUCUCAAGGCUAUUUUUAUUGCGUGCCUGAACACUUUAUAUCUCAAGUGUUGAAACAGGCAACACUUGGGUGAAUGCAUUACAUUGGUAAUAAUACAUUCAUACAUUUGAUAUCAUCUUCCAAGGUCAUUGUCAAAAUCACAUUGUUUAACAUGCAAUCAUUAGCUUCUCUGAUUUUGCUAAGAAAUCAUUGACUUUAAUUAUAACCAUUAUAUUUACAUUUUCAUUUAAUACAGGCAUAUUUCUGUAAAAGAAAAUUGCAAUUACAUAUUUUAAGAAUAUAAUUCUAACAUGUAUGAGCAUAACACACAAACUGUAUUCAGAAAGAACCCAGACUGGAAUUUGAACCCAAGAAAACAGCUUGCAAAAGAUUCACUUCCUGUCCAUACAUGACAGCAGAAAAAUCAUGGUGAUAAGUUAUUCACGUCACCUGAGUGGACAUAAUGUUAUAGUGCAGGGGCGCCCAAAGUCGGUCCUCAAGGGCGGGCCUCCUGCAUGUUCUUACUUUUCUCCCUGAUGGUAGUAAAAACCUCUUCAGCAUGUUCUUCAAUGUUGUCCUUAGGCCUCUAAUGAACCGUCAUUGGAUCCAGGUGCGUUAAACCAGAGCACCCCUGUUAUAGUGGACUCUUGUCACAUUAAUCCUACAGCUCUGGAUUAAUUUGUUUGAUUCGUUGCUUGUUUGUUUUU